AUGCCAACAAUCAAAAUCACUGAAGAGCAUUUCAGUAUGCUGUUGAGAAGAGCUGAGCUGCACGAUGACGAUGCCCAUGUAACGAUCAAUGCUGCCUACCAUCGCGUUCUGCUGCAAGCGUCCAAAGAAUAUGAAGCACUCAGAAAGGCGUUGACGGUUGCUGGAGUGAGCUCCGAGAAUCUUGAGACCCUCAUCGAGUCGCAGCUCGAUCCAGAUGCCUUUGUCAGUGAAACGACCAGUCCCGCGAAGCCGGGUAGUGAGCUCGUGGUGUCUCCACAGAAGACACGCUGGACCGCCAACGCCCCUGUCUUCGUACCGAAUAUCGGAUCGCCUCUCAACGAUGGCGCCGAUGGAGUCAAACCUAUAUACGGGGGUCCCCUUACUCCGCCAUCCUUCAAAUUCGAGGAGAAGGACCCGCCUUGCGAGUACGAGACUGUCGCGAAUGUCGCCAACGACCGGUAUGAGGAUGAGCCGGAGUACUGCAGCAAUGAUCAUCAAGAUCGAUCCAUCAUGAUUCGUGGCUUGUCCCCAUCCACUACUCUCGCUGAUAUUACCAAAGUGGUGCGUGGAGGUAUUAUCCUCAAUAUGUAUAUUCGAGAGCGAGACCGAACUGCUUUCAUCUCAUUUGUCGAGCCAUUGGCUGCCGAGAAGUUCGUUAUGGACUGCCAGCGUAACGACCUCUACCUCAAGGGCAAACGACUCGACGUGACCUGGGCUGAGCGACAGCACUACAUACCUGGAUACAUUCAACGUCAAGUCUACAACCAGGGUGCCACUCGCAACAUCGUCAUCCGCUUCGCCAAGAAGAAAAUGACUGAACAGGCUAUUCGCGAUGAUUUAGAGCACAUCCACCGCUUGGAGGUGGUGAGCAUCAGCAACACCGAAAAUCAUAUCUUCAUCUCCACCAACGGCAUCCAAUGGGCCAUUACUGCUCGUCACUGCAUGCAGUCUCGCCUCAAAUACAGAGGCACUCGCAUCGAAUUUUUCGAGGAUGAGUGUGAUCAAGUCUUGCAGCCUGUGGAGAGAAAGAUUCACAAGAAGCGUGAAGACAACAAUCAGAGACCUGCCACUGUGUUGAUCACCAACCGCUAUGCCCCGCUAUCCGAUGAAGCCAAUGGAUCUACCGAUGAGCAAGAAAAGGAGAAAGCGACCAAAUGCAGUGUCGCGGCUCGUGGAGUGAAAGAACCGGCCUAG
Messenger RNA from Cyphellophora europaea CBS 101466, 1194 nucleotides. RefSeq lists its product as uncharacterized. Bases 1 to 1194 code for a protein of 397 amino acids. Lineage: Eukaryota; Fungi; Ascomycota; Eurotiomycetes; Chaetothyriales; Cyphellophoraceae. Gene Ontology annotation, molecular function: RNA binding. The transcript is spliced from 5 exons. The record is from RefSeq and is a predicted model, not a curated record.